Molecule: messenger RNA, 1308 nt
Organism: Seminavis robusta
Lineage: Eukaryota; Bacillariophyta; Bacillariophyceae; Naviculales; Naviculaceae
Source: the annotation of a GenBank genome assembly
CUGUGGAUCUUUUGACAAUCAAAGAUCGAUGAGCAAGGGUCGACGAGAAGCUCUGAGACCGCUGCUACGUACAGUACCAUUGCCAUCAUCCAGACUAAGUCUUCUAUACUACCACAACUAUCAUCCCCAUCCAUUGCUGAAAGAUGGGCAAUGAAUUCUCCACAUGGUGGGAUUCUGUGUGGGAAGAGUGGACUGGGGAAGAAAAGAAGGAAGGAGAGGCAGAAACGCCCAAGGAAGAAUUAACGUCAGCAGAACAAGAAUUGCCACCACCCGAGUUGUCCGAUGAGGACAAGCAGCGACGAAUGGACGAAUUGAAGGGCCUGGCCGAAGAAUGUGGCUUUGAACAUGUCCAUCAGGCCGAAGUCGCCAUUGGUGGAUUCCUCUGGGUGCUCCAAAAGAGUGACAAUAUGGAGGAGGAAACCGUCACUCGCCUGAUGGAUUCCAUUCAAGGCGCAAACGAUGCCGUCAAGCAGUACACCAAGCUGUCCGCACUCCAAGAGAUUCCGAAAAUGAUCAAUCCAUUGAAAUUGGUCAAGUUGACCAAGACAUUGAUAUCAGUCUACAAGGUACAAAAUGGAGUCAAACGAUUGACACGACAAGACAAGGAUUGCCAGCAUACAGAAGAUGUUGUGGGAGUACUCAAAAAGGUAUGGGUACCACAAGAAGCCAUUGAACAGUUUUUGGAGGGGUUCAUUGGAUAUAUGCAGCAAAACUUGAAUACCGAUGUCAGUGAUAUCUUGUGUCUAGCAAAAGAAGCAGCAGCAGCGGAAGCAGAGGGAGGUGGAGACGUUAAGGAAAUGGCAGUGGAACCAGAAACCAAAGAAGAAACGAAAGACGAACCGAAAGAAACGGUAGAUGCGGAUGCAGAAGCAAAGGAAGAAGCCACGGAAAACGACAAAGAACAGGGAGAUGACAGCAAUGAUUCCGAGAAAGCAGCAGAAAAGACAGAAGACACCAACGAGGCAGAAAACAACAACGCGGAACCACUAGCCGACGGCGAGGAAACGGAGGAAUUAGCAGAAGCUCUAGAAGAAACGGAUGAUGUACACGCAGAUGCAGAUGCCGAUGCAGACAUCAUGGCAGCAGAACCCUCAGAAUCACCAGCCGAUGCAGAACCCACGGAGCCGGAGGGAGGUGAUACAACAGGACCCGUAUUAGAAGAAGGCAAGGAUGAGGGCGAAAAGGAAUAGAAGAUCCUCAUUCAGCCACAACAACCUUCUGCCUUGCAAUCGCCAGCCAACUUUGGCCGGUUCCGGAGCGUAUGUUGGAUUGUAGACCUAAUCUAGCAACUACUACAACUUUUCAGUC